AUGGAGAUGAGAGACUCAGAGAAAAUGCACAAAGAAGAAGGAGAGAAGAGCGAGAAAGACAGACUUACCAACAUAGGUCUGGAAGACAACGGCGAAGAAGACGACCGGUGGAAAAAAGGGGACGAACGAGGAAGCUUGAGGGUGAAGAAGAGCCAGCAUGAAGUUGAUGUAAAUAUGUCCUACCCUCAACUGAGUAAUUCGGAUGACUUUAUGCGAGUUGAAGAGCCAUUCCAAUACCCUUCGUUGAGCAAUUCAGAUGCAUUAAGGCAGGAAUUUUCCGAAUGCCUAGAUUUCUCUGAAAAUGUUGAUUGUACAUUUGACGAUGCUGCUGAUGAAAUAUACUUCGACAUAGAUGAAGACUUAGAGGGUACCACCGUUGUCCCGGAUGAUGAGGUAACGGUUGAAGCACCAAGAUCUGGGAUGGAAUUCAAGAGUGUAAAAGAGCUUUUGGCGUACUAUAAGAAAUAUGCCAAGCAAGAGGGAUUCGGUGUAAGGACACAGAGGACGAAGAGAGAUGAUGAUGGUCGGCCUGUAUAUGUCACUAUUGGUUGUGCCCGUGGAGAAAAAUACCAACCAAAGCACAAUAAUAUAUCUAAGCCACGGCCAACGACUAAAACGGAUUGUAAGGCGAAGGUAAGUGCCACAUUGAAACAAAAUGAAAAAUGGCUUCUCACCAGUAUUGAGAAUACACACAACCAUAUUACUGUGAGCCCCAAGAAGACAAGACUCUUAAGAUCACACAAGGUUCUAGAUGAAUAUAGUCAAAGGAUCCUUAAGCUGAAUGACAGAGCCGGUAUCCGAAUGAAUAAGAAUUAUUAUUCUCUAGUAGUUGAUGCUAGGGGAUUUGAAAACCUAGAAUUUCAAGAGAAAGAUUGUCGGAAUUUCAUUGAUAAGUCUAGACAUUUAAGGUUAGGAAAAAGAGGUGGCGAAGCACUUAGGGUUUAUUUCCAAAAAAUGAGACAGAAGAAUGAUGGUUUCGUUUACGACAUCGACGUUGAUGAUGAGGGAAGGUUAAGAAAUGUUUUUUGGGCCGAUGCACGUAGUCGAGCGGCUUAUGAGUGUUUCGGAGACGUUGUGACAUUCGACACAACGUACCUAACAAAUCAAUACGGAAUGCCUUUUGCUCCAUUUGUCGGUGUUAAUCAUCAUGGGCAAUCCAUAUUACUAGGGGCAGGCUUGUUGUCAAAGAAGUUAGGGUCUCACUCCCAUUUCAGCAUAAGGUUGAAGACCUCCAUUCAGGCUGCUUUGUAUGAUUCACGCACCUGCACGGAAUUUGAGGAGAGGUGGGGUCAACUACUUGAUAAGUAUGAUUUAAAAGGGAAUAAUUGGCUCCAAUCCUUAUACGAGGAAAGGAUUUUUUGGGUUCCAGCUUAUUUGAAAGACGUAUUUUGGGCUGGUAUGAGCAUGAUCCAACGUUUAGAAAGCAUGAAUGCUUUUUUCGACGGGUAUGUCCAUUCUGGAACGACCUUGAAAGAAUUUAUCGACCAAUUCGAUAAUGCUCUCAGAAAAAGGUAG
Messenger RNA from Carya illinoinensis, 1515 nucleotides. Its product is annotated as protein FAR1-RELATED SEQUENCE 4-like. The record is from RefSeq and is a predicted model, not a curated record. Lineage: Eukaryota; Viridiplantae; Streptophyta; Magnoliopsida; Fagales; Juglandaceae. Gene Ontology annotation, biological process: regulation of DNA-templated transcription. The coding region runs from base 1 to 1515 and encodes 504 amino acids. The transcript has 5 exons.